GUUGGUUUUCCCCCCGGUAGUGGGCCAGUGGACUGCUCCAGGCCAAGGCCAAGGCGCGCCCACUCGAGCAAGCGGUCCUGUGGCCUGGCGCCUUCUCCCGAUCCAGCGUCCAGGUGAUGCGGAUACUUUCAAGUCAGGGAGUCAAUACAUUUGGUGAGGUGAUUUUUACCUGCGUGUUCCCAUCACGUGAUCUGUUUCAACGUUCACUGAAUGCACGUGUGUAAGUGGCUCUGAUUUCUGGCUUCUCAGAAGUUUCCUGAGUGAACUUGUAGAUCUAAGAAAUCACAGAAGAUGCACCACAUUUUGAGGAAACGAGGAAGAAUAAACUGUGGGAAGAACACGCUUGGGAGCUAAAGAUGCUGUUUUAUCAUAUGUAAGAAGUUGGACCAGAGAUGGAAAACUUUAUUCUGUAUGAGGAGAUUGGCAGAGGAAGCAAGACUGUUGUCUACAAAGGGCGACGGAAGGGAACAAUCAAUUUUGUGGCGAUUCUUUGUACUGAAAAGUGCAAAAGACCUGAAAUAACCAACUGGGUCCGUCUCACCCAUGAAAUUAAACACAAGAAUAUUGUAACUUUUCAUGAAUGGUAUGAAACCAGCAAUCAUCUCUGGAUGGUGGUGGAACUCUGCACAGGUGGUUCCUUAGAAACAGUUAUUGCUCAAGAUGAAAACCUCCCAGAAGAUGUUAUAAGAGACUUUGGGAUUGACCUGAUUACUGGAUUAUAUCAUCUUCAUAAACUUGGCAUUCUCUUUUGUGACAUUUCUCCUGGGAAGAUACUCCUGGAAGGGCCUGGCACUUUGAAGUUUAGUAAUUUUUGCUUGGCGAAAGUGGAAGGUGAAAAUUUGGAAGAGUUCUUUGCCUUGGUGGCAGCAGAAGAAGGAGGAGGUGACAGUGGGGAAAAUAUGCUGAAGAAAAGCAUGAAAAAUAGAGUCAAAGGAUCUCCUAUCUAUACAGCACCAGAGGUUAUGAGGGGUACUGACUUCUCUGUCACCAGUGAUCUCUGGUCUUUGGGCUGUCUGCUUUAUGAAAUGUUUUCAGGAAAACCUCCAUUCUUCUCAGAAAGUGUUUCAGAAUUAAUUGAAAAGAUUUUAUAUGAAGAUCCUUUACCACCUAUUCCAAAAGAUUCUUCGCUUCCUAAAGCAUCUUCAGAUUUUAUUAAUUUGCUUAAUGGGUUACUUCAAAAAGACCCUCAGAAAAGAUUAACUUGGACAGGACUACUGCAGCAUUCAUUUUGGAAGAAUGCUUUCACUAGAGAAGACCAGGAAUCCAACAUGGAGGGUUUCAGCUUCAGAAAUGUGAUCGAGUGUUCAGAACCACAAGAUUCCAAGGAGUUUUUGCAGAGCCCUCAGAAUGGACAAUCGAAGGGGCAGAAGGGUAGCCAAAGGCUAAGCCAAUCUUUCAGACUUGAAAAUCCAACUGAGUUGCGGCCGAAGAAUACUGUUGGGGGUCAAUUGAAUGAAUCCAUAUUUCUUCUUAGUUCUCGUCCUACUCCAAGAACUAGCACUGCAGUGGGAUUGAGUCCUGGUGAGGAUAUGACUCACAACUCACCCCAGAAGACCUCUCCUUUGACCAAGGUGACAAAUGGACACCUGAGCCAGGAGGCCCUGGAAUCCCAGAUGAGAGCACUAAUCUACACAGACUCAGAUCUUAUUGUCACCCCAAUUAUCGACAACCCCAAGAUUUUGAAGCAACCACCAGUUAAAUUUGAUCCAAAAAUAUUGCAUCUACCAGCACAUUCAGUUGACAAGUUGUUAUUUCUGAAAGACCAAGAUUGGAAUGACUUUUUGCAACAAGUGUGCUCACAGAUUGACUCCACUGAGAAGAGCACAGCGGCCUCCCGAGCUAAGCUGAAUCUCCUCUGCUAUUUAUGCGUGGUGGCUGGUCACAAGGAGGUAGCCACCAGGCUACUCCAUUCCCCCCUGUUCCAGUUGCUAAUCCAGCAUUUGCGAAUAGCUCCAAAUUGGGAUAUACGGGCCAAAGUUGCUCGGGUAAUUGGUUUGCUGGCUUCGCACACAACUGAGCUCCAGGAAAAUACACCCAUUAUUGAGGCAAUUGCUCUCUUAACUGAAUUAAUUAGGGAGAACUUCAGGAACAGCAAAUUAAAACAGUGCCUUUUACCGACCCUUGGGGAGCUGAUAUAUCUUGUAGCCACCCAGGAAGGAAAAAAAAAGAACCCCAGAGAAUGCUGGGCCGUUCCCUUGGCUGCUUACACGGUGCUAAUGAGGUGCCUUCGGGAAGGGGAAGAACGUGUUGUGAAUCACAUGGCUGCAAAGAUUAUUGAGAAUGUCUGCACAACUUUUUCAGCUCAGGCGCAGGGCUUUAUUACAGGAGAAGUUGGACCUGUUUUAUGGUACCUAUUCAGACAUUCCACCGUUGAUUCUCUUAGGAUAACAGCAAUUUCGGCCUUGUGUAGAAUCACUCGCCAGUCUCCUACUGCCUUCCAGAAUGUUAUUGAGAAGGUGGGACUAAACUCCAUAAUAAAUUCCCUGGCCUCUGCCAUCUGCAAAGUUCAGCAGUACCUGUUGACCUUAUUCACUGCCAUGUUGUCCUGUGGGAUUCAUCUUCAAAGACUAAUCCAAGAAAAGGAUUUUGUCUCCACAAUUAUACGUCUACUUGACAGCCCCUCAACUUCCAUUAGAGCCAAAGCCUUCCUGGUGCUUUUGUAUAUUGUGAUGCAUAAUCGUGAGAUGUUGCUACUCAGCUGCCAAGCAAGGCUGGUGAUGUACAUCGAGAGGGACAGCAGAAAGACCACUCCAGGCAAGGAGCAGCAAGGCAGUGGUGAAUACCUCUCUAGAUGCCUGGAUCUUCUCAUCCGUCACAUCGUGCAGGAACUGCCAACAAUCCUCUGUGACAUUCUCAACGCCUUGGCUAAUGUCUCUGGUCGGAAACACCCAUCCACAGUUCAAGCAAAACAGCUGAAGAUGUGCCUCCCCCUGAUGCCUGUAGUACUUCACCUCGUCACUUCUCAGGUAUUUCGACCUCAAGUUGUAACAGAAGAGUUUCUUUUCAGUUAUGGAACUAUUCUUAGUCAUAUUAAAUCAAUUGACUCGGGAGAAACUAACAUAGAUGGAGCUAUAGGGCUGACAGCAUCAGAAGAAUUUAUCAAGGUCACGUUGUCGGCUUUUGAAGCAAUAAUUCAAUAUCCUGUUUUGUUGAAAGAUUAUUGCUCUACGGUUGUUGAUUAUAUCCUGCCACCCUUGGUCUCCUUGGUUCAAAGUCAAAAUGUGGAGUGGAGACUCUUCAGCUUGCGGUUGCUGUCAGAAACCACAUCUCUACUUGUGAACCAGGAGAAUGGGAAUGGUGAGGAGGAAGUAAACAUUGAUUCUGAAGGCAAUCUUCUGGCUCUUAUGAGAGACGUCUUACUUCCCCAGUAUGAGCACAUCCUCAUGGAGCCAGACCCAGUACCAGCAUAUGCUCUCAAACUGCUUGUCGCGAUGACUGAACACAACCCGACUUUUACCAGACUUGUGGAAGAAAGCAAACUGAUCCCACUCAUUUUUGAAGUAAUUCUGGAACAUCAGGAGAGCAUUCUGGGUAAUACUAUGCAAAGUGUGAUUGCCCUACUCAGCAAUCUGGUUGCCUGCAAAGAUUCCAAUAUGAAGCUACUUUAUGAACAAGGACUUGUCAGUCACGUCUGUAAUCUAUUCACUGAAACUGCCACACUGUGCUUGGAUGUGGACAAUAAAAACAACAAUGAGAUGGCAGCCACACUGCUCUUUUCCCUGCUUGAUAUUUUGCAUGGCAUACUGACGUAUACAUCCAGCGUUGUACGCCUGGCUUUGCAGGCCCAGAAGUCUGGUUUAGGAGGGGACACUCAGGCUGCCGAAGACCUGCUAGUGCUCUGCAAACCACUGACAGACCUCAUUAGCCUGCUUAUUCCACUGCUUCCUAGUGAGGAUCCUGAAAUUUUUGAGGUUUCAUCCAAGUGUCUGUCUAUACUGGUUCAGCUGUAUGGAGGGGAAAACCCAGACAGCCUGUCCCCUGAAAAUGUGGAAUGUUUUGCUGAUUUGCUGAUGUCCAGGGAGGAUCCAAAGGAGCAGAAGCUUCUGCUGAGGAUUCUCAGAAGGAUGAUCACCUCCAAUGAGAAGCACCUAGAAAGCCUCAAGAAUGCUGGCAGCCUUCUGCAGGCUCUGGAGCAACUGGCUCCAGGUGAUAGUUUAUCUGUUGACAGUGUGGUGGCUUCCUUGGCCCUGGAAAUCCUCCAAGCCGUGGGCAUGAAGCAGGAAGGCACUUAGCGCAGGCCCACUUUGCAACACCAAGCCUUGGCUGCGUGGGUAAGGUCCUCUCCCAGACAUUUGCUGCAUCACCAGCCACAGCUGGGCCUGGACCCAAUAAAACUCAGCUGAACCCAGAACCUGGGACUGAAGUUCUCUCACUAACUCUGGGCCCUAGACAACUGGUUCAGAAUGGACUCGUUGGCUCUUGUAGGGAAGCCCAGGUUUGCUAGCUAUGAUCAAGAAUUCUCUCCGUGUGGGCUGAGUAGGCUUCCACUAAAGUAGGCCCUGCCUGUGCUACUAAAGCAGGGUCAGAAACAGUUCUGGGUCUGCUUCUCUAUGGGAAAGAUCUUUUACCCAGCUGCAACUCCAGAGCAAGCCUCUGGAAGGUAGUUUCAGCCCCUUGUCUUCCUCCCACUUUACCUGUCAGGACUUUUUUGUUCCAGGGACAAACUGAUUUCAGUAGUCCUGGGGAGGACUGGGCAAGAUUUACUAACCAGUACAGAUAGGUUGAGUUUGCCUACAGGAAUGCAAAAGGCUCAGGAAUGCUGCCUUCCUAGACAGUAUGCCCAACUAGAUGGGAUGAUGGUAUCAAGAUCGUUUUCCCUUACUGUUACCACCUACCCACCUUAUCCUGGAAAGCUUUCUAGCUUCUGCCUCAUAUUGUCUUGUCUGUUGGGUCCAGAGAACAGACAUGGGUCUCCCUAUUUUCCCAGCACACCUCCACCCCUUUAUUUGUUCCUAGGGGGAACUGCCCUAGGGUUCAGGGUGUGGAGUCUUCCCAGAAGUGUUUCAGAGCAAUGGAAGGUUCUUCUUUCCCCUUUUUAUUUAAGCAGGGAGUAAUCUUCAGUGUUGUACACAAAACAGGGAGGUUUUUUAAUUUUCCUGCAAGUCAAGUGCAGUUAUUUGGUGUACACUGUGGAAGGAUGCAGGACUGCUGUCCUGGGGAAGGCUUACUCUUGAAUAUGGAAGGUAGGGUUGGAUCUUGGACAGCUUCAACAAGUUGAGGCCAUCCCUUGGCCUCUCUGAGGCCUCAUUUUCCCCAUCUAAAAAAUGUUCAUUACCUUAUUCAAUCCCCAAUACAGCCUGCACAGCAGGCCGCCUUAGCUUCAUUUCAUAGAUGAGAAAACACUCAGGGGGCUGCUGUUUUACUUGCCCACAAGGCCGCGCAGCUUGAUUGAAUUCAAGACUGUGACUCUGUAACCCUUGUGUCCAUCAGUAGGUAUUCAGAGCUUGAUAUGUGACUCAGUGUAUUCUGUGUCCCACCACAGGCAGUUUCCUUUGCCCUCUCAUAGUCUACUUCAUGUCCACGGUGAGAAGGCCUCAGGAUUUAAGUCCUGCUGUGCGAGAUGCCUAUGGUUCAGGCCUGAUUAGAUCUGCCAGAGUAUGGGAUCUUGCCCGAGUACGGGGUAGUUAGUGGAGCAGCCAGAGGCCUGGAUCAGCUUCAGGGGCUCUGCCUGUUGGGUGCACAGAACAGAUACAGGUCUCCUUGUAUCUGUCACCCCUCCUUUUAUAUUUGUUCCUGGGGGAACAAACAGCCCUAAGGUUCAGGGUGUGGAGUCUUCUCAGAAGUAUUUUGGAGCAGUGGAAGACUCUUUCCCCCUUCUAUUUAAGCAGGGAGUAAUCUUUGGUGUUGCACACAAAACAGGGAAGUUUUUGGUAUUUCAGAAUCAUUUUGUCCAGUGGACCAUUCCUGGCCAGAGCUCAACAUUGCUGGCUGCUUUAUUCCCUGUCCUCCCCAAGUCCCACCAUUUCAAUUUACAGGAAAGAGCCUAUGGCAUCUCCCCCUCCCCAGGUUAAGGACCAUUCUGGGUUUUGUAGUCAUCUAAGCACUUCAUAAUUUUUUAGUCUCACCAUCUAUGAGUUCUUUCCUUAAAUAGCUUGUUCCCUUCCCCCUUUAACAAAAUUAAGUUCUAUAGCAUGCAUUAGUAAGUUGCUUUUGUUCAGUAUUGUAUGAAAGAGAUCUUGUAAUGUACCCACACCCAUAUUGUGUGAAACUGUGGCUCUUUUACUAUAUAGUAUGUGUUUUGUGUGAACAAAGACACCAGGACACAUGGGCUUGCAACAUGGGGUGUCACAUCAUGCUCCACAGACAUCCUGGAGUUUUGAGGCAAAACCCAAACCAGUAUUGGUACCACCUUUAUUUAAAACCCUGAUAUUUUGGGGUAAUGGUUAUUUUUCUGGCCAUCUAAUAGUUAGUUCUACAGCUUUAUGAAAGUUUUCCUCACUGACCUAUGCUACUUCCAAAGUUUCUCUGAGUGCCUACAUCCUAUACACAUUUCUGGUGCUGUGCCAACAACAGUGCUAACUACCUCUUUAUAAAGUUAGGCUUGACAGCUACUAGAACAAGCCUUCCUCUCUUUCUUCCUAAAUAUUUUGGUGAUUAACUGCCCUUAGUGCUUCUAAGUACAUUCCAGAAUACCCUGCUGAUCAGAGUGUUUUAAAUGGAACUUCAAAAGUAUAGCAGUAGGCAAAAGUUCUAAGAUGUUGUCUAGCUUAUAAAUCCUUUAACCCAUUUUAUAGGUGUUCCACAUCUAUAACAGUCUAAACACAGUCUACAUAAAUACUAUUAAUAUUGACAUGUAAGCUCUAGAUUGUCCUUCAUCCUAUUUUACUGCACCUAUGUCAAUAUAUUUAACUCAGUCCCCUGUCUUUAGUGUUAACCAACCUAUCAGUACUGGCUGAUUCUGUCAUGCAUGAGGCACCCUCUUUCAACUCCAAUAACAUUUUGUUUUUAUGAAAGAAAUAUUUACAAAAAGUCUUCCCUAGAUGAAGUUGAUCUGAAUGCAUGUUUGUCAGUCACUAUGUUUUAAACAUAGUAAACCAACAGGUUUCCUUAAGCAUGAAACAGUUUCACUUUAAAAGACUAAAAUCGCAAGUCUUUACAAGUCUGUCCUGAGCAAUGAACCCUGUCAGACCUACCACCAGGAUGACUGGCUCAUCUGGCAGAUGGUGUGGAAGAAGACCUGUUCAGGCUCUCUGAUUAUGUUCAGAUAGAUAGACAUAGACACUUAAGCAUGUUUAAUUAUCAGUUCAAAGUGGAGCUGAAGAAAUUCCCUUCUCUGAGUCACGCUUGGGUAAAAGUUCUUGAAGUUCAAAUUGGUAUACUUUUAAAAAAUACUUGAAAUGAAACACCAUCUAAAAGAGGGUGAUUAUUUGGCUUUCAGCUUUCUCGACUUUUAGCUUAGUGUAGCUCAAAGACAAGGUACCCAGAUAUCUUUGAACUGGGGAGGUCUUUGAUUACCUGAGCAAGAUCAAGAUUAAACCCAUAACUACACCAAGAGGCUAGGGUGAAGGAGUACUAGUUCUUUAGUUAGAAUCACAAUAUUUUAGGCUGAAAUACACUGGGGGUGGGGGGUAGGGGGGCGUUUUAAACCCAGGGCCAAGUACUAAAGAAACUUGGCAAAUAAUCCUAUGCAGAGGGUAAGGUCUUCUCUCUCAUUACAACUUAAAAUUAUUACUUUCACUAUGUGAAUUUUGCUCAGGAUGAAGGUAGUCUGGGUAAACUUAAGACUCCUGUAACACUUAAUGUCAAGGAAAAAAGGUGACACAAUCGAAUGAAUUAAAAGUUUAAUUCUGAACCAUUUUUAUAACCGUAUUUUCUCUUGAAGCAUUGUAUCACAGCAGGUUACAACAACUUUGGGAUAAAAGGCAACUGGUAAACUGUCCAAAACAAGGUUCCAAAUAACACCUCUUACUGAUUUACCCUACCCAUACAUAUCCCAAAUAAAGUUUUUGAUCAAAAACAUGAAAUAGAUCCACCUGCUUAUUUUAAGCAUAUUAAAAAGGAAACUAAUUGGACCGUUUCUAUUUGUCUAUUUUAUACAAAAAAGGCUACACAAUGUUACACUUUCUUCAGAUUACAAUUAGAGUGAUUAUGAAUUAGUGUUCUACACCAUUACUCAAUUCUUAAAAAUUAGAAAUUGCUGUAGCAGUAUUCACUAUAACAUAACACUACAAGAGACUUAAAAAAAACUAACAGUUACUGCAAAAAAAAAAAAGAAAAAAGAAAAUUAAAGAGCUACUUCAAAGCAAGCAUAGUCAGUACCAUUACAGAUAUUAAAAAAAAAAAAAAUUUUUUUUUUUUUUUUAACAA
Molecule: messenger RNA, 8307 nt
Organism: Marmota monax (woodchuck)
Lineage: Eukaryota; Metazoa; Chordata; Mammalia; Rodentia; Sciuridae
Gene: Ulk4
Product: unc-51 like kinase 4
Exons: 38
Coding region: 393-4232 (1279 amino acids)
Biological process (GO): protein phosphorylation
Molecular function (GO): ATP binding; protein kinase activity
Source: RefSeq, a predicted model, not a curated record